Clarias gariepinus (North African catfish) is the source of this 2759-nucleotide messenger RNA. RefSeq names its product ATP-binding cassette sub-family G member 4-like. Gene Ontology annotation, molecular function: ATP binding; ATP hydrolysis activity; ABC-type transporter activity. Lineage: Eukaryota; Metazoa; Chordata; Actinopteri; Siluriformes; Clariidae. The coding region runs from base 166 to 2082 and encodes 638 amino acids. The record is from RefSeq and is a predicted model, not a curated record. Gene Ontology annotation, cellular component: plasma membrane. The transcript is spliced from 15 exons.
UGAUGUAUGUUAUAUGGUAAAAAAAAAAAACAACCAUAAACGCCAUGGUUUGUACCCAACGCGUGUAACCAGAAGACCUUUUGCGCAUCUAUAAAGUGUGGAGACACCCAGCAAAAACCAGGCUAGGAUUAUAUUUCACUUCUGUUCUGUUAUAAGAUUGCUGGUAUGGAUGAAACGUCUUCAGAGCCAUGUUCAGUCUCCAUCUCCAUGGAGGAGACCAAGAGGUCAGAAGAAGCCCCUCCGGAUGCAGACAUGCCGACCCCCCCGGAGAACCCUAGCACAGAGGCCCAGAGCUUCUCACACCUGCCCCAGCGCUCAGCUGUAGACCUGGAGUUUACCAAGCUUUCCUACACUGUUCCUAAGGGCCCCUGCUGGAGGAGGAGAGGACGCAAGGCGCUCCUGAAGUGUUUGUCUGGGAAGUUUUGCAGCCGGGAGCUGGUCGCGAUUAUGGGGCCCUCAGGGUCCGGCAAAUCCACCCUGAUGAAUAUUCUUGCUGGGUACAGAAAGACUGGCAUGGAGGGUCAGAUCCUGGUAAAUGGGCGACCACGUGAGCUCCGCACCUUUAGGAAGAUGUCCUGUUACAUAAUGCAGGAUGACAUGCUGCUCCCGCACCUCACCUCAAAGGAAGCCAUGAUGGUUUCAGCCAACCUGAAACUAAAGGAGACCAUGAAAGUGAAGAAGAAACUGGUGACCGAGAUCCUCACUGCUCUGGGCCUGCGGGAGAGUGCACACACUCGUACACAAGCUCUCUCCGGAGGUCAACGUAAACGACUGGCUAUUGCACUGGAGCUGGUCAACAACCCACCCGUCAUGUUCUUAGACGAGCCUACCAGUGGUCUAGACAGUGCAUCGUGUUACCAGGUGGUUUCUCUACUGAGGUCUCUUGCUCAGGGUGGAAGAACCAUCAUUUGCACUAUCCACCAGCCCAGUGCUAAACUCUUUGAGAUGUUUGACAAGUUGUAUAUUCUGAGUCAGGGGCAGUGCAUAUAUACGGGGACAGUCCCAUGUCUCAUCCCCUAUUUGAAGAACCGUGGUCUCCACUGCCCUGCUUACCACAAUCCUGCAGAUUUCAUAAUCGAGGUGGCGUCAGAGGAGUAUGGUGAUUUGAGUCCAGUGCUUUUCAACGCAGAGCAGGACGGCGUGUCUUUAGAGAGUGUCUCCAGUAACCAGAGUGAUCCCACAUCAUCUGGCCCAUCUCACUAUAACAACGAUUUUGGACACGUCGAACGGCGCACCUUUGCCACCAGCGCAAUCAUGCAGUUCUACAUUCUUUUCAAACGAACCUUUAUCACUAUAUACAGAGACAUGGUUUUGACCCACCUGAGGGUGACGUCACACCUAUUCAUUGGAGUCCUGAUCGGCCUGCUGUACCUGACUAUCGGCAACAAUGCCAACAAAGUGUUCAACAACACCGGGUUCCUGUUCUUCUCCAUGCUUUUUCUCAUGUUUGCUGCGUUAAUGCCCACCAUCCUCACAUUUCCUCUGGAGUUGCCAGUGCUUAUAAGGGAGCAUCUGAACUACUGGUAUAGUUUAAAAGCCUACUACCUGGCUAAGACCAUGGCUGACGUUCCCUUCCAGGUCAUAUGUCCCAUAAUGUACUGUAGUAUAGUGUACUGGAUGACAGGACAGCCUCCUGAAGGAGAGAGGUAUGUGCUCUUCAUGGCUCUGUCUGUGUGCACUGCCCUGGUCGCUCAGUCUCUGGGCCUCCUUAUUGGAGCCGCCUCUCCUUCCCCGCAGGUUGCCACAUUCAUAGGACCUGUGACAUCCAUUCCGGUCAUGCUAUUCUCUGGCUUCUUUGUCAACUUCAAAACCAUCCCAAUAUACCUACAGUGGAUGUCCUAUGUCUCCUACGUCAGGUAUGGUUUUGAGGGGGUGAUCCUGUCCAUUUAUGGAAUGAACCGGACAGACUUGGAAUGCCCAGACAUUGUCUGCAAAUUCCAGAAGUCUGAGGAGGUGUUGCAGAUGCUGGACGUCGAGGACGCAAAGCUUUACGUGGACUUCAUAGCGUUGGGGGUUUUCUUCAUCAUUCUUCGGCUUGUCACUUAUCUAGUGCUGCGAUACAAAGUCAGAUCUGAGCGUUAGGGCCUGACUUCAACUAUUAAUAUUUGUUUUAUUGUUGGUAUAAACACACACACACACACACACACUGACAUUAUGUUUUGGAUCACUUUUAUGUCGUUGAGGCAGAUCUGCAGAGUGUCCACCGAACUGUUGAAACAACGCAAAUAGAUUGUUUUUUAAUUUUUUUCUUUUUUUACUUUUUUUUUUUUUUUUUGCACUUUAAUAUCCCUUAGAAGUUUGUUUGUUGUUGUUUUAGUUUUGCACUUUCUUUCUUUCAAUUAGAUAAUGUGGUAUGACAUCAAAGGGUCAAGAGUGGCAACAACAGAGUCAAUAGUGCUCUGUUGUGAACUUUUGGCACAGAAACGACGACUGAUGAAAAAAUGGGUAAAAUGGGUCUCAUCAAGAGACAGCGAUGCUCUAAAGUUUGAAACCCAUUUUAGGUACAGUAUGUACCCAAUGAGAUAAAGAGAUUGGAAGACAUUCUGGAUAUUUUUAGAUUUGUAUCUGGAAAAAACACAUCCUGCAGAUAUUGUUAACAACCUACGGAAAGUACACAAUGUUGUUUUAAAUAGAAAUGGCAAUUUAAUCAUUACUCAAGCUUUAAGAGUGAUCAAACUUUGACAUCGUAAAUGUGAUAUUAAUGUUAAUAAUUAAAUUAUUGUUUCUUCCUGCAUACUUAUCAAUGAUAAAAAUGAAUG